AUGGACAAAGUUUUCGAAGGACGAAUUGUGCCGUCUCUAAAGGGAGAAGUUUCUGCGCUGAGACGGGCCCUCACAUAUAUGCUGAAUAAUUUUUGGGAUGAAACUUUCUGGUUGCGAAAGAUGAACGAUAAAAUCAUCCUGCAAAUACCAACAUCAGCCAGUGCCGCAUUGAAUGAGAAACUCUCCGCAAUGGAUGUGCUCAAUCUGAUCGAUGGAAAGAUUUCAAAAUUUGCCUCAACUUUGAUGCAGUAUUUUUGUCAGCCAAUAAUUUCUGCCACAGAACUCACCGGUAUAAUUGACUACCGAAGUACCAUUUCGCUAACACGACGUGACUAUAUUGUGCAAAAAAAGCAAUCGAUGGCAGAGGGCACGAAGAAAAAUUCUGAUGCAAAAAAAGUAUUCAGCAUGAUCUUGGAGUUUUUCACAAAUAUGCACGCAGAUCUUGGUGGGAUUACUAUCAAUGGAAAAGGAAUGGUACAGCUCAUCGGUGAGAAACUUUCGAACGGUUUAGUGGAGAAAUUGGUGCACGAAUGCUUGACACCAGCGGUUCCUUAUGAAACGGAAGAUCUGCCGGCAUUUGAGCAACUUCUCGCUGCGUCAGAAGAAUUUAGCGCUGAAAUGAAG
Messenger RNA from Gongylonema pulchrum, 624 nucleotides. The record is from the annotation of a GenBank genome assembly. NCBI's taxonomy places the organism in Eukaryota, Metazoa, Nematoda, Chromadorea, Rhabditida, Gongylonematidae.